AUGCCUAUGGCCGUGACCUCAAGGGUAAUAAGCGUUUCUAAGCGACUACUGAUCGCGGAGACCACGAAAAUACAUUACGGAGAGUAUAUGCCGUCCAUAUUGGGCGAGAAGCUCAUGGAGUACUUCGGACUGAACCUCAAGCACGACGGCUACACCCAAUACAACCCCCACAUCGACCCCUCCACCCUCCAGUCGGUAGCCGUGGCCGCCUUACGUAUGGGCCACUCGCAGAUCUUUAGCCAAUUUAAUGUCCUGAACAAAAAUCCACACAAUUAUCACCAGCAGUCCUACAGUUUCCUCCUGAGGAAUAAGUUCUUCGAGAUGUCCGACAUAUGGUUGGGAAAUUCUCAGGGUGUACUCCGGGGUCUCAUUGAGGGUCAGUCCGAGAACAGUGUCGACCCGUUCAUUGUCACCGACGUGAAGGACUUCCUGUUUUUCAACCCGAGGACCACCACUAAUGGAAAGAUGGUUAUCACGCAGCCAUCGGUCAUCGAUUUGUCGGCUAUUAAUAUAAACAGGGGUCGGGAGCACGGAGUGGCCGGUUAUAUAUACUACUUGGAGUACUGCACGGGCGUGGCCAUCAAGUCGUGGUCCGAUUUGACACAAUUUAUAUCCGACUCGAGGAUCCAGCGACUGAAGAGUGUCUAUAACGAUGUGGGAGAUAUCGAUCUGUUUGUGGGCGGACUGUCCGAAAACAAGGCGUUUGGAUCCAUAUUAGGGCCCACUUUUGCCUGCCUCAAUGGCAUCCAGUUCCACCACUGGAAGUAUGGCGACCGAUUCUACUUUGAGCAUGGUCACGAGGCUGGCUCAUUUAAUAGCAAGCAACUGAAUAACAUCCGACAGACCUCAUCCCUGGCCAACUUGAUGUGCAAGACCAAUGACUUCGACUCGGUUCAGGUGAACCCCCAGUUUUUCCCGUCGGAGCACAACCCUAAGGUGCCCUGUCAUGCCUUGGCUGAGAUCGACUACGAGCUCUGGAGGGAGACCUCCCACUCCUACCAGGACUACAAGAAAAAGAAAUAAAUUUCAAGUUUUGCUAAUUUAAACACCAAUUUUUUUAUAUUAUUGAAAACACCAAGUUGAAAUAUAUUUACCUCUUACAAAAAUAGUAUAAUACAUUAAUAAUUUUUAAAA
Molecule: messenger RNA, 1134 nt
Organism: Oppiella nova
Lineage: Eukaryota; Metazoa; Arthropoda; Arachnida; Sarcoptiformes; Oppiidae
Source: the annotation of a GenBank genome assembly